This is a messenger RNA of Orcinus orca (killer whale), 5751 nucleotides long. RefSeq names its product zinc finger and BTB domain containing 33 (gene ZBTB33). Gene Ontology annotation, cellular component: nucleus. The transcript has 2 exons. Gene Ontology annotation, biological process: regulation of transcription by RNA polymerase II. NCBI's taxonomy places the organism in Eukaryota, Metazoa, Chordata, Mammalia, Artiodactyla, Delphinidae. The record is from RefSeq and is a predicted model, not a curated record. The coding region runs from base 532 to 2550 and encodes 672 amino acids. Gene Ontology annotation, molecular function: protein binding; RNA polymerase II cis-regulatory region sequence-specific DNA binding; DNA-binding transcription factor activity, RNA polymerase II-specific.
UUCAAACUUUCAAAAGAAAUGAAACCCGUCUAGUCUCUCAGUUUUUACUCCCUAGAAGCUUACACGGAACGUAGACGAAAGCGACUACCUUCCCUCGCAUCCCAACCGUUUGUGACCGCAUUACCCCAUCUUUCCUUUUUCCCACCCUUUCGCCCUCCGGAAGGGGCCGAGCUCUCCCGGUACUUCCCAGUCUUCCUCCGCCCCCUGCGGAAGGAGCCGAAGGCGGAGUGGGGCGCCGAAGCGGCGCGGCCUAACGCUCGGGCCCCUCCGGAAAGAGCCGAACCGCACUCGGAAGAGGAGGGCGCCUUUGCCUUUGGCGCCUCGCCCCCGCGCGGUGCCCUCUGUCGGCGGCUUGGGGCAGCUGUGGCAGUGGUGGCGGCGGGAGGCGGUAGCCGCGUCGACGUCGACCAAGACUGGAGCGACGUUUAAAGAAGGAGCCGAGUCGCCGCGCAGUCCGGCUUCUGGUUGUUGGAGGACUCCCACCCUUCCGCGCGGCCCGACGACGAGAAGCUGCAGCGCCGGGAAGCAGGCAUGGAGAGUAGAAAACUGAUUUCUGCUACAGACAUUCAAUACUCUGGCAGUCUGCUGAACUCCUUGAAUGAGCAACGCGGCCAUGGACUCUUCUGUGAUGUUACCGUUAUUGUGGAAGACCGAAAAUUCCGAGCCCACAGGAACAUCCUUUCAGCUUCUAGUACUUACUUCCAUCAGCUCUUCUCAGUUGCUGGGCAAGUUGUUGAACUGAGCUUUAUAAGAGCAGAGAUCUUUGCAGAAAUUCUCAAUUAUAUCUAUAGUUCUAAAAUUGUUCGUGUUAGAUCAGAUUUACUUGAUGAGUUAAUUAAAUCAGGGCAGUUAUUAGGAGUUAAAUUUAUAGCAGAGCUUGGUGUCCCAUUGUCACAGGUUAAAAGCAUCUCAGGUACAGCUCAGGAUGGUAAUGCAGAAACCUUACCUCCUGGUUCUAGUGACAAGAACCUUGAAAUACAAAAAUCAAAAGAUGAAGCCCAAGAAAAUGGGGCCACUAUAAUGCCAAUUAUAACAGAGUCUUUUUCCUUAUCUGCUGAAGAUUAUGAGAUGAAAAAGAUCAUUGUUACCGAUUCAGAUGAUGACGACGAUGACGUCAUUUUCUGCUCUGAGAUUCUGCCUGCAAAGGAGACUUUGCCAAGUACCAAUACAGUGGCAGAGGUCCAGCCUAACCCAGCCUCUGUUGCUAUUUCAGAUGUUGCACCUUGUGCGAGCAAUAGCUCUCCCCCUUUAACAAAUAUCACACCUACUCAGAAACUUCCUACUUCUGUGAAUCAGGCAACUCUGAACCAAACACAAGGAAGUGAAAAAUUAUUGGUAUCCUCGGCCCCAACACAUCUGACUCCCAACAUCAUUUUAUUAAAUCAGACAUCACUUACUACACCACCAAAUGUCAGUUCUUCACUUCCAAAUCAUAUGUCUCCUUCAAUCAAUGUACUUGUGCAGAAUCAGCAGCCACCAAACAAUGCUGUUUUAACAGGAAACAAGGCCAAUGAAGAGGAGGAGGAGGAAAUUAUAGAUGAUGAUGAUGACACUAUUAGCUCCAGUCCAGACUCGGCGGUCAGUAAUACAUCUUUGGUCCCACAGGCUGAGAUCCCCCCAAAUACCGCUUUUGAUGGAUCGUUGAUACAGAAGAUGCAGAUUCCUACACUUCUGCAAGAGCCACUUUCUAAUUCUUUAAAAAUUUCAGAUAUAAUUACUAGAAACACUAAUGAUCCAGGUUUAGGAUCAAAACAUCUAAUGGAGGGUCAGAAGAUUAUUACUUUAGAUACAGCUACUGAAAUUGAAGGCUUGUCGACGGGUUGCAAGGUUUAUGCAAAUAUUGGUGAAGAUACUUAUGAUAUAGUGAUCCCUGUCAAAGAUGACCCUGACGAAGGGGAGGCCAGACUUGAGAAUGAGAUACCAAAAACAUCUAGCAGUGAGACGGCAAAUAAACGUAUGAAGGUAAAACAUGAUGAUCACUAUGAGUUAAUAGUAGAUGGAAGGGUCUAUUAUAUCUGUAUUGUAUGCAAAAGGUCAUAUGUCUGUCUGACAAGCUUGCGGAGACAUUUUAACAUUCAUUCUUGGGAGAAGAAGUAUCCUUGCCGUUACUGUGAGAAGGUAUUUCCUCUUGCAGAAUAUCGCACAAAGCAUGAAAUUCAUCACACAGGGGAGAGAAGGUAUCAGUGUUUGGCCUGUGGCAAGUCUUUCAUCAACUAUCAGUUUAUGUCUUCACACAUAAAGUCAGUUCAUAGUCAAGAUCCUUCUGGAGACUCAAAGCUUUAUCGUUUACAUCCAUGCAGGUCUUUACAGAUCAGACAAUAUGCAUACCUUUCUGAUAAGUCAGGCACCAUGCCUGUCAUGAAGGAUGAUGGUAUUGGGUAUAAGGUUGAUGCUGGGAAAGAACCUCCAGUAGGGACCACAUCUACUCCUCAGAACAAGCCAAUGACCUGGGAAGAUAUUUUUAUUCAGCAGGAAAAUGAUUCAAUUUUUAAACAGAAUGUAACAGAUGGCAGUACUGAGUUUGAAUUUAUAAUACCAGAAUCUUAUUGAACUCCUUUGAAAUAUCAGAAAGUUUUGGUUUGGAUUAAGGGUCAGGGCUUUCAGAAGACCUGUAAAACAAAGGUGAAAACAAGUUGAUUUGAUCUGCCAUGUCAUCUGAAGGUAGUCUAGUUGGAUUAUUUGUUGAUAAUUUUUUAGAAGCAAAUUAUUCUGAAAGUUUGAAUAGAGAUUGAGAAGUUUUCCCCCCCCAAGUAUCCAUUUUUAUAGUUAGCUUUCAGCACAUUUAAAAGAGGCAAAAAGAAAAAAAAAGCUUGGAGAGAUAGUUUCCUGAAUAGAAUUUGAAGCAGUCUGAAUGUUCUUUGAAAAUAACUGGAGUUAUUAGCAUACCCUAGUAUAUCUUGCAACUUUCCCCUUCCGUGUUAGCACUUUACUGAUGAUUCUCAAUUUUCUUAUUAUUGAGACUAUAAAUGUGUCGUGUCUUAUAUAUGGCAUAAAAAGUAAACAAGAACUUCUAAAGUUGUCCUGGAAAUUUUCAGAAUAAAUCUCUGCUUGGUUGUGUAUUCUGCUAACCCAAAUGGAUAGCAACCUCCUGCCCCUCAUGAAAAUGGCCGUGCAGACAAAUCUCUCAUUUGAACAAUGAAGUAGUUUUAGCUAAUUAGAAUUAAACCUUGCUUUUAUUGCCAUAGUCUGGAAAAGACCUGUGGCUGGACUACUGUAUAUAUACCUUUGCAGUGUGGUUUCCAUGGGCAAAAAUACUAAAGGAAAACAAAUCUCUGUAGUGCAGACAGGAAGAGGUGAAAUGAUCUGUCGCAUUUGUUUUGAAUUCUGCACUCUUAUAUGAUAGCGACAGAGAAUGGAAGUAAAUGGAGAUUUCCUUUUUGCUUGUUAUGGUUAAAAAUAUUCCCAUGACAUUUUUCAAAUUUUGAAUCUGAAAGCCACCAAAUUAAUCUUUAUGUAUAAAUCUUUAUAAAUGACAAAUUUCACAAAUGAGACGCCUGUAUAUUUUGGGCGGGAGGCUACUGGCAUAUAUUUUUAAAUGUUCAUAUUACUUAGAAUCUCUAAUAGGAAGUUUUUAUUUGACAUAGUUGAGUCAGUGAUCUAGUAUUUUCCUUUCAGCAAGACCUUUUAGGUUUUUACUCCUUCUAAAAUAAGUUCCAUUCCAUCUGCAAAUUGCUGCAGUAUUAUAGCAUUCAGAAGCUAUACGUGGAAGUUAAAUAGGCUUGUUGAUUCCCAUUUAUCUUGAGAACAAUAAAUACCACCUUUCUCCCUUUUAAAAUGACACAUAUUUAAACACUUAGAAAAUAAAGUAAAAACUUAUUGAAGUGCUAGUACUAAAAGGGAAGCAGGUUGGAACAAAUAUAUAGCCUAGCAUUUAUAACAGGAUUGACUUGUCGAACUUCUGUAAAUGAAUUUUUGCAAAGGAAAAAAAUUAAUAGAUAUUGAAAAAGAUUGUUGUGCAUAGUUAUUAGUCAUUUGUAACCUUGCUUAAGUAUUUCUUAAUUCAACAUAGAUAUUUUCUUUCUCCUUAACCACGUAUUUUUGAAAAUAGUCUAUUUCUUGACUUUGAACUUAAAGCUUUAAUCAUAAUUUCUCAUGUAUACGUCAUUCUUACAGUAAUCUAGACUUGAAGAUAAUGGUUUCAGUGUUUCUUAAGAUGGUAGCUGAGGGUAUCAGGCAUCAGUAUUUGCAGUAAUAUGAGAAGAAAGAAAAAUAAUAUACUCCUUUGCUUUACCAAGGAUUAGAAUGAUGUGCAUCUUUCCGUUUUCUGUUCUGUGAGUUGAGACCUUAAGACCAUUUUGUAAACUAAUCCUUGGAAAUUUUUAAAUUACCUUACAACUUAAGAGUCUGAUCUCUGGAAUUGCAAUAUCUGUUUCCUUUCUUUGUAGGUACUGAUAACAUUACUCUUUGACUAUAGGGUACACUCUGAAAUCUUUUCAGUGGAAAUUUGUUUGUUUCAUUAAUGCUGUUUUACCAGUUAGACAUAAUUCUUCUACAAGUGUGAAUGAUACUGAUAUCAGCAGAGCUUCCAGUCCUUUCAGACUAAACUGCUAGGUAAAUUAGUUUGUCAUAAUAAAACUUGGUGGUUUCUACAAGGCCAUUAUGACAAACCAGGAGUUAAUUCUAUAAUGGAAAACUAUCCAUUCUUAAUUAUCUGGAUAUAAUUAUUUGCUGCUGCUGUGCUCUAUGUAAAUUCUGAGGGUGAAAUUUCAACUUGGCCUACUGAAGGUAUCUUCUAGAGUUUUUUGGGAGGAGGAAAACUGGAAAAAUCACUUUAAAUUGUAUUUUUGCCAGAAGACUUUUACUUGCAUGUAUGUCAGGGUCUUCUGUUUUUCUACAAGUCUCUAUAUACAAAGUUCAGAAUUCAUGCAGAAUACUCCUUUGGGAUUAAAACCAUUCACCCCCAAUAUUUAUGGGGUUGGAAAUCUGUGGCAAGAGGCUGUUCAAAGCUUGUCAUGGGGUGUUCCUAUUUUAUACUUAGUUUUCUGGCAAUUGAACUUCCUUUUUUUCCUUUCAAGUUGGCUUCAGAUUUGCUCCUAUGCUAAAUUACCUAUAAAUAUUCUGGAUAGGAACUUUGAAAUAGCAAUUUGUUAAAAGAUGACAAAAUGAAAGUGCUCAAACAAAGCAAAGAUUUUUUUUUUUUUUUUUUUUGCGGUACGCGGGCCUCUCACUGUUGUGGCCUCUCCCGUUGCGGAGCAACAGGCUCCGGACGCGCAGGCUCAGCGGCCAUGGCUCACGGGCCCAGCUGCUCCGCGGCAUGUGGGAUCUUCCCGGACCGGGGCACGAACCGGUGUCCCCUGCAUCGGCAGGCGGACUCUCAACCACUGCGCCACCAGGGAAGCCCCUAAGCAAAGAUUUUUAAAUGUUGUAGCAAUCUUGCAAGAUUCACUUUAGAAUAAAUCUUAAAUGAUUAUCAUUUUGGUGGUAAUGAUCCCACACACACACAACCGCUAUGAGGAAUUGAUGCUGGGUUUUUCCCAUUGUACCAAAAAGAUAAAACAAAUGGUAAAAAUGAUGAAGGUAUUUUGUAUUGUCAAGGCGUGCAUAUUCUAAAGAAUUAAAUACUAAUUAAGCAGCACUGGCUUUCUCAUCUCUGUCAAUCAUAUGAAACCUUGUUCAUUUCCAUCCAAUACUGUAAUGUUCAUACUUGUUCACUCUUCUCUGUCAUGACUUUAAGUUCUACUUUUCAUUAACCGUUACCUGAUAUUAGUUCGUAGAGCUUCUUAUGGCAAAAAUAAAAUGUUUUAAUUCUGA